AUGGUCAUUUACAUCCCCGACAGCGAAUCGCCCAACGACUUAACAAAAGGCAAGUACAAGAUCACCCGGAACAUCCGGGUAGACGAGUCGUUCACGCCCAAGGGACGCGUCGACAGCGGGCCAUCACUAGCGCCUCCGAUCGUCGCGGGGAGUGAACGCCCCCAGGCAAAGGACGUGAUACUCUUCCGAGUCCCUGCCAAAGCUAAACCGGGUGACGUGCUCGAUGUCACCUCGCCCAAGACGGGUAGAAGCGUGCAAAUACGCGUCGCCGAGAGGAUGUACCCAGAAACAUACUGGACGGCGUACGACACGACCAUCCCGAACGCCGACGACGCUGUCUUUGGCACAGCGCAAUCGAUAAUCGACGCGAGCGCUGAUGGAGCCGACGCUGGGAGCACCACUGCACCCUCGCGGGGCCUUCCCACAGAGGGGGUGCUAGUCGGCGGCAAAAGCAAGCAGCUCAAGAAGAUAUCCAAGCGCGCUCGCAACAACGCCAUCAAGGGUGGCCCCGUCAACAGCCCGUCGUCUAACCCGACACUUCCACCAACCUGGGUGACAGCUGUUCCAGGGGGUGGCCCCGCCUCCGGGGACGAUGUCACCUGGGCAACUCCGGUUCCACCGCCCAGGGUGACCGCUGUGCCCGGAGGGCCCAAAGGUACUGACGUGACUUGGGCGAGCGUCGCUGGGCGCCAUGACAGCCAGCAGCCUACACCCCAAGCCUCGGCUGAGGGGGUGGACGGCGCGCAGCUCGUGACUGCGAACAUGACGCAUACAAUGCGCAUGCACAGGACAGACUUCGAGGAGCUCAGUGAGGCUCUCGAAGACGGUGACGAGGAAGCGAUCGAGCAGUUCAUCACCAAGCAGAAGAUUCUGCCCUAA
Molecule: messenger RNA, 879 nt
Organism: Emiliania huxleyi CCMP1516
Lineage: Eukaryota; Haptophyta; Isochrysidales; Noelaerhabdaceae
Exons: 2
Coding region: 1-879 (292 amino acids)
Source: RefSeq, a predicted model, not a curated record